Molecule: messenger RNA, 642 nt
Organism: Solanum dulcamara
Lineage: Eukaryota; Viridiplantae; Streptophyta; Magnoliopsida; Solanales; Solanaceae
Product: CRIB domain-containing protein RIC6-like
Exons: 4
Coding region: 1-642 (213 amino acids)
Source: RefSeq, a predicted model, not a curated record
AUGUCCACAAAGGUGAAAGGCCUUCUUAAAGGCCUUAGGUACAUUUCUCAAGUUUUUGAUGAGGAUAAAGAAAAGGAUAUGCAAAUUGGUUUUCCAACAGAUGUAAAGCAUGUUGCACAUAUAGGAUGGGAUGGUCCAUCAAUUGAUAAUCCAAGCUGGAUGAAAGAAUUUAAAUCACCAGGAGCAUUUCAAUCAGCACCUUUGAUUACUUCUCCGAGAGAACUUAAAGAAAAUCCUGAUAUUAAAUGGGUUUCUGAAGAUUCAAAUAGAAGGUCAAGAAAAACAAAUUCUUCACCAACCAAAGACAAACCAGAGAAGCCAAGAACAUCCAGGAGGCAUUCCACAACAGAAAAUGGAAUCAAUGAAGACUCUACAAAAAAAGAGCAUGGCACCAAAUCCAGGAGUUCCAGGAGACACCAUAACAAGGAAACGUCCGAUGGAAACAAAUCGAGUGAAUCCUCGAGCAAAAACAACCCCGAUAUCCCUAAAAAAUCGCGAAGAAAGAAGUCCAAGGAGGACGGUGGCUCGAUCCGACCAUCAAAAUCCAAAGGCACUUCUUCUAAUACAACACAAACUACAGAGUCAGGUCCUGGACAGGAAAGUGAGAGUAGUGAAAUUUCUAAAGAAAAACAAGAGGAGUGA